GGGCGGGGUCGAGGCUUGGUUUCCUCGGCGACCACCGCUGGCUGUUCCGCGCGUGGAGUGCCGGCGCCGGCAGCAUGGGGACUCCUUCCGGCUUGCAGACGGAUUGCGAGGCUCUGCUCAGCCGCUUCCAGGAGACGGACAGCGUACGGUUCGAGGACUUCACGGAGCUCUGGAGGAACAUGAAGUUCGGGACCAUUUUCUGUGGCAGAAUGAGAAAUUUAGAAAAGAACAUGUUUACAAAAGAAGCUUUAGCUUUGGCUUGGCGGUAUUUUUUACCUCCAUACACCUUCCAGAUCAGAGUUGGUGCUUUGUAUCUGCUGUAUGGAUUAUAUAACACCCAACUGUGUCAACCAAAACAAAAGAUCAGAGUUGCCCUGAAAGAUUGGGAUGAAGUUUUAAAAUUUCAGCAAGAUUUGAUAAAUGCACAACAUUUUGAUGCAGCUUAUAUUUUUAGGAAGCUACGACUAGACAGAGCAUUUCACUUUACAGCAAUGCCCAAAUUGUUGUCAUAUAGAAUGAAGAAAAAAAUUCAGCGAGCUGAAGUUACAGAAGAAUUUAAGGACCCUGAUGAUCGUGUAAUGAAACUUAUCACUUCUGAUGUAUUAGAGGAAAUGCUGAAUGUUCAUGAUCAUUAUCAGAACAUGAAACAUGUAAUUUCAGCUGACAAAUCCCAACCAGACAAAGCCCUCAGCUUGAUAAAGGAUGAUUUUUUUGACAAUAUUAAGAACAUAGUUUUGGAGCAUCAGCAGUGGCACAAAGACAAAAAGAAUCCAUCCUUAAAAUCAAAAAUUAACGAUGGAGAAGAAAAGAGAGAAGGAAAUUCACAAGAAUCAGAGAGAUGUGAAAGGGCAGAAUCAUUAGCAAAAAUAAAAUCAAAGGCCUUUUCUGUUGUCGUUCAGGCAUCCAAAUCAAGAAGGCAUCGUCAAGUCAAACUUGACUCUUCUGACUCUGAUUCUGCAUCUGGUCAAGGACAAACCAGAACACCUAGGAAGAAAAGGAACAAAGAAACAGUGAAAUCAGCAGGAAAGAAGAUGUCUUCCAGAAACAAAGGUAACGUACAGAAUGUACAGAAGGAAGAUAAAUCUUUAAGUCUGAGUAUGCCUAUAAUUACAGAAGAGGAAGAAGAGAAUGAAAGUUUUAGUGAAACAGAGUUCACUGUACCCAAGAGGAAAAGAAAACGCUAAACAAAGAGCCUGGUGUAGAGUUUUUAACUUUGAGCUUUCUGACAGAAGAUUUAUGUUUUGUGUAUGGAACAUGAAGACUGCCAGUAUUAAAAAUAAUUCUUCUGGGAAAAUGUAGGUUAUUUCUUUGAAAUGUCAAUACCUUAACGCUGCUCUAGAAUAAAAGUAUAUAAAAGUAGAGUAUUUACUCUGAAUUUUAAUUUUAACAUUUUCUUUUAUGAAAUAUGCAUAAAUGGAGAUAAAAUUUGUAUUUAGUAUAUAUUAGAAAUAAUUCUGUUAAUUGCAGAUUAUCACUGUUUCCUAUAACUUUAAAAUCUUUUUUUCUUGAAAUAUUAAUAUUUAUUAUAGGAAAAUGACUAUUUUAUAGCUACAGUGUGGUAAUGGAUUUGUUUAUGAUAUAUGUUUACUAUUUUGUAUGUUGUAUAUGGUUAAGUGCAAUAAAGUUUUUGCCUUAUGUUCUUUAUUUUUUAAUAUAUGAAAUUUAAAUGGUCAUAACUUACGUGAUAACUUAGGAGGUUCACAACUCAUUUUCUACCUCUGCAAUUAAUUAAAUAUUCUUUAGUGCUUGUUUUAAAGCUUCCUUUGGUCUAAUAUACAUGUAUGUUUGUGUAUAUGUAGGUAUAUGUAUGUAUGUGUCCUUAUUUAUAUAUAUUAUGAUUAGUCAAUACAUUGUUUAAGUGUAAUACUUAAAUCCUAAUUUUUUCUAAUAUAACCUUUAAGAGUAGUAAUGUAAAUUUUAGAAUGUGUCUCUGGUACAGAAAAUGUAUUAUAUUCUGUAUAUUAGUUUGUAUUCACAGAAAAAGAUUCUAGAGCUUCGUGAGUAUGCCUCUCUGUUAAUUUUUCUUUCCAUAUAUUUAAACGGAUAUUGCUUGAGAUAUGUUGUUUGAAUUACUACCCAUAGCAGACCAUCUCCAAAUCAUGUGGUUGGUUCAUCCUGUCUUACGGCUGAUUAUAAUUCAUAUUGUUUUCCAGCAUUGUAUUUUUCAGGGAUUUAAAGUCUGGGUUGAAGAUUAAAUUCAAAUCUGCAAAUAUCUUGCAAGUGAAAAUGUGUGAUUAUCUCUGUAUAUAUGAUCUUUUAAAAUCAAAAUACUAAU
Messenger RNA from Lemur catta (Ring-tailed lemur), 2275 nucleotides. It is a transcript of the gene SNAPC1, whose product is annotated as small nuclear RNA activating complex polypeptide 1. Gene Ontology annotation, cellular component: snRNA-activating protein complex. Lineage: Eukaryota; Metazoa; Chordata; Mammalia; Primates; Lemuridae. Gene Ontology annotation, biological process: snRNA transcription by RNA polymerase II; snRNA transcription by RNA polymerase III. The transcript has 10 exons. The record is from RefSeq and is a predicted model, not a curated record. Gene Ontology annotation, molecular function: sequence-specific DNA binding. The coding region runs from base 75 to 1184 and encodes 369 amino acids.